CGCGCGCAGGCGCAUGGGCCGCCGAGGCGACGGGCGCCCCCUCACCAAAAUGGCGGCGCUCCGCCGCGCCCUCCUCGUUCGCUUCCAGUUGGGGUCGUGGGGCCGGGGGGCAGGGCGUUAGCGGGUGGCCGGUGCCUUCAAGAUGUUUGGGGACCUGUUUGAAGAGGACUUUCCCUACAUCUCAGAGAAUCACAUUGAGAAAGGGCCCAAGUCCAAGUGCGUGGAUCCAGAGCCCCCGCUGCCCCGGGGCGUCACCAACCUGAGCGGCAUCCAGAACCAGGGUGGGACUUGCUACCUCAACUCCCUGCUGCAGACUCUCCAUUUCACACCAGAAUUCCGAGAAGCUUUGUUUGCUCUGGACCCACAAGAGCUGGGAUCUUUGGAGGACAAGGAUGACCCCGAUGCCAAGGUGCGAAUCAUCCCUUUGCAGUUGCAGCGGUUGUUCGCUCAGCUCCUUCUCUCAGACCAGCAGGCAGUGUCCACCACCGACCUCACUGACAGCUUUGGCUGGAACAACAGUGAGGAGAUGAGGCAGCACGAUGUUCAGGAGCUGAACCGGAUUCUCUUCAGCGCACUGGAGAGCUCCCUGGUGGGCACCUCUGGCCAUGACCUCAUCAAUCGCCUCUACCACGGGACCAUUGUGAACCACGUCAUGUGCAAGGAGUGUGAGAACAUCAGCGAGCGGCAGUGGCAGGAGGACUUCCUGGACUUGACAGUGGCUGUCAAAAACCUGUCUGGCCUCGAGGAAGCCCUUUGGAGCAUGUAUGUGGAAGAGGAAUUCUUUGACGCGGAAAACCUGUAUCACUGUGGAACCUGUGACAAGCUCGUUAGUGCAGCCAAGUCGGCCCAGCUGCGUAAGCUGCCUCCGUUUCUGACGAUUUCAUUGCUGAGAUUUAAUUUUGAUUUUGCCAAGUGUGAGCGCUACAAGGAGACGGGCUCCUACACGUUCCCUCUGCAAAUAGACCUGAAGCCGUUCUGCGAGCAGAGCGAGCUGGAUGACGCAGAAUACGUGUAUGACCUCUUCUCCGUUAUUAUACACAAAGGCGGCUGCUACGGAGGACACUACCAUGUCUAUAUCAAAGACGUCGAUCAGUUGGGAAACUGGCACUUUGAGGAAGAUGAGUCUGAAUCAGAACCAAAGGUCAGGAGUCUGAAAGACCUUCCAAGUGCACAAGAAACCGACGAUCCGUUGACGGUCCUCAGAAACCUCUUAUCCCAGGAGGAGAAUAAAUGGAUUGCUGUGGACCAGCUGGGCCAGAAACUCUUGGGAAGCCUAGAAAUAUCUUGGAACAAGAAGUAUCGGAAGCAGCACGGGCCCCUGCUGAAGUUUCUGCAGAACCAUCCCGAAGUGUUCCUCCUUAGCUCUGAUCCCAGCAAGGUCUGUCUCAGGAGAGAUGCCAGCCUUCCACGGUCGCCCCUGGCUGAGUUCGAGCAGCCCGGCCCCACAGCCCCUUCUCGAGGCAAGGAGCCUGCUGGGGAUCGCCGGUUGGAGGUCGGUGCCGAAGGCCCUCAUUGGUUUGAUCUGAAUGAUUCCCAAGUGGAACCCAUCCAGGAAGCGGACAUUGAGAAGCAAUUCCAGGGGAAAGAGAGCGCUUACAUGUUGUUUUACCGGAAGGCCCAGCUGCGGAGGCCUCCUGAAGCUCAGUCCAACCCGAGGUACAAAGUUCCGAGUCACCUACUGAGGGAGGUGCAUGAGGCCAACAGUGAGCUGCAAAGAAAGAGGGCAGACUACGACUUUGUGGUCAACCACCUGGAGCUGCAUCUGCACCUGGGCCCUGGCUACGAGUUUUAUGAUGGGGCCCUGCACCCCUCUUCCUCCAGAACGGAGGAGUGCGUGGUGGACUUGACCAUCGACAAAAGGAGAACCGUAGGUGAUCUUCGGCAGGACGUCCUUCAGCUCCUGGAAUUCUGGGAAGGGGAUCUGGUGCUCAGCUUUGCCAAGCUUGUGCCUGCAGGACUCCAUGUUUGCCAGGCUCUCGAAGGAGAUGAACUGACAUUGCAUGAAAUUGAAAUGACCGAUGGGGAAGACAUCUUUGUGUGGAAUGGGAUGGAGGUUGGUGGGGUCAAGAUUCCAACUGGGGAUGACGCAGUUCCCAUCCUGUUGAAUAUCCUUCAGCUGACAAAUAGCAGUGAUGGAGAAAGGGGGCAACCCUUUCUCGAAACCCCCCACGUGUUUCCUGCCAAUGCCAAAGUGGGCACCAUAUUCACAGCCUUCGCCUUCUCUCCUGGCAUCCUGCUGGUGAACAUCACAGGCUCUCGAGUUCUUGAGUUGGAGAACUGGAUUGUCAUUCCCAAGGAGAACUUGGAGAAGACAUUCAAAGAGCAAGGCCUUCAAGAUGGCAGCUCCGUGUGGAUAGUGUCCUCCAGCAGCUAUGACCAAAGCUUGAUGAUGGCUGGAGGCAGACGGAUGAAUUCUCUGAGCAACUUCAACUGGAUGCAGGUGAAAAAUCUGUGCCAAGCCGAUUCUGAGGAGGAGCAAGUGAAAGUUUCUGCGACCAUUGAAACAAUGCUGCUGGAUAUUAGAAUCAAGGCCAUCAAGGAGCUGGGAUUGCAGGAGGAGCUGGUUAAUAAUAGCUGCUUGAGGCUGAUUGACAGAAAUGGGCAGCUUCUUUCUCCAGUGCCAGAGACUUACACUGUGGCUGAAGCAGAGAUGGAGAUGGGGAGUUUGUUGGGGCUCUGUCGUGGGAAAGCACCGACUUCCUCACAGCUCUUCCUGUUUUUCACUGUGGGCUCUGACUUUGAGUCCGGCCUGAUGCUAGAGAUCAUGGUGGAGGCGACCAUCUCUGUGAGUGAAUGUUUGAAGCUGAUGCUGGAGAAAGCUGGUCUACAAGGUGACUCAUGGCAUUUGCGAAAAAUGGAUUGGUGCUUUGAAGCUGGAGAGCCUUUAAGUGAGGAAAACGCGUCCUUGAGUGAGCUCAUGAUCCUCAGCGGGGACACACUGGUCUUGUCAGAAGGGAAGCUGCCACCCAAGGGUUUCCUGAAAGUGCCCAUCUGGUGGUACCAUCCCUCAGCUCCCUCUGGAUGGCAGGAGAGUCCCCAGGACCAAGUGAACCACGUCACUCACCAGGUGGGGGCUUUGAGAACCACCCCUGAAGGAGGCGAUCUGCAUGGAGAUGUUCUGGAAGUUGGCCAGCCCGAAACACCAUUGACUUUUGUGGGUGACGUCGAGAUCUCAGAAGAGGCUUCUGUGGCGGAGCUCAAGCGUCAGGCCAUGAUCUUGCCAUCUUUGCUGGAGCUCAGUUUUCCAUCUGCUGACUUUCUCAGAGCCUGGACCAUGGAAAGUAAGCGUCCAGGCAGGCUUUUACGAAACAACCAGCAACAACUCAAGGAGUACAAAGUGGGAGGGAGAACUCAGAUUUGCAUAGAGCCUCUUCAGAAAGGAGAGAACUUGGGCCCCAAGGACAUGCUGUUAAGGACCCAGAUGGGCAUCCCUGGGGAGCGGGCCUACUACCCCACUGUGGACUUUGUGUGGGACAUCAUUAACGAGUGCACGGCUUCAUCCUUGCGGCAGGCUGUGGCUGCCCAUUACUGCCUCUCUGUGGACAACAUUGAGAUCGCCAAGUACUUCCCGGAGAAAUUUGAAUGGAUGCCCAUCUCUAGCUGGGACCAGCAGGUUUCCAAGAGGAAAAAGAAGAAAAGGCCCGAGAAUUUGCAGAUGGCCCCGUAUUACCUGAAAGAUGGAGAUAUUAUUGGAGUGAAGAACCUUCUGGUGGAUGACAACAGAGACUUCAGUACCCCAAGAGAUGAUAUUGGAAGAGAGAAUCAGAUCAAGCUCUUUGUGGGAAAGAGGAGAAGGCGACAAGCCGUCCAGCUGCAAUGUAGUGACCACUUAGAGAGCAGUACGACUGAGACUGAAGCACAGCUGCCUGAGAAGCCGCACAGGCCAGAGGCCGGCCUUUCCAUCAACGUGGGCGUUUUCAGAUAGCGCCAGAGCAGGGCUUUGCAGGAGGCCAGCUGUGACCCACCGCCUGACUGACUCCCAGGAGUCUGUGUCAGGUCUGAGUGGGAGGGACGGAGGGAGGACUAGUGAGUGUGGGACAAGGAGGCGUCUGGGGCAGCACGGCAGGAGUUGGCUCUUGGGACAGGAAUGAUCAGUUCAUUCAGGGAAACCAGUGGGAUAGCUUUGUCCCUCCAAGGACAAGACCGGCUGGCCGGCAAGUUGGCCAGCAGUGUAGACAGACCCAAGGCCCUGAAGACUCUUGGCCAAUGGAUCUCCAUCACCAGUGGUGAGAUCCUUCUCUGCCUCCAGCGAGGUAAAUGCACUUUAUCAGUAAUGACCCACCAUGUGGAAACAUGCCAUUCUGUGACAUUCUCUUUGAGGACCUGAGGCCUUGCUGUGCUUGGAGGCCCCUAUACAACUUAGCUCUUUGGCGAGAGAGAGUUUGGGAUGUUGGCGUUCUUAGCUCCCCACAGGAAAACUGGAGGUUGGUACAAACCUGUUUGGAGCUCCCUCUUCUCUGUGGCUGCUUAGUCCUUUUCCCAGAGUCUCUUCAGACUUUUUGGGACACUCCCUUAAGAAAGGUUCCAGAGCAGAGGGCAGUAGCAGCCGCCGCUGCCCUGCCCGGUGCUGUCAGACACUUUUUUUCUUUCUGUGUUUGAUACUGUCCAUUCAUCUGUUUUUCCCCCAUAAUAUUUCUUUUACACGUUUCCUUUUGAAGUAAGUUUAAUCUGUUAUCUUAGGGUCAUGAUACUGUAGUCGUUGACAUUUAAAAAAUAGGGCUAGACAGGAAUCAUCACUUGGAGAAUGAAACGGAUAGUUUUCUAGCCUCCUUGAAGGUCAGAAGUGACACCACCAAUGUUCCAUAGCGUGGGUUUGUUUCCCUGUAGCAAUCUGUGGGUGUGUUUUAAAAAAUGUUUUCCACUCUUCUUCUAUUCUGGAUGCCUCAGUCUCCCUGGUUAGCCUCCAUUCCCAGCCUUUCGGAGAAUUCAGAUAAGCCUCUUGUUGGUUUGGUUCAUCUGAACCGCUUCCUCAGUUAGUAGUACUUUGAUGUUCAGUGUUCUGCUUGGCUGAGUUUUGACAUUCUUCUACGGCAAAGACCGGAAAUAAAGAAUGUAUGAACAA
Messenger RNA from Dromiciops gliroides (monito del monte), 5062 nucleotides. RefSeq names its product ubiquitin specific peptidase 40 (gene USP40). Gene Ontology annotation, cellular component: nucleus; cytosol. The coding region runs from base 143 to 3925 and encodes 1260 amino acids. Gene Ontology annotation, biological process: protein deubiquitination. Lineage: Eukaryota; Metazoa; Chordata; Mammalia; Microbiotheria; Microbiotheriidae. The transcript is spliced from 32 exons. The record is from RefSeq and is a predicted model, not a curated record. Gene Ontology annotation, molecular function: cysteine-type deubiquitinase activity; cysteine-type endopeptidase activity.